AUGCAAACUAUUAAUGAUCCAAAUGAAUGGAUAGAAGAUGCAAUUUCUAAGAAACAUAUUAAAUAUUACAAAUAUGAAGAUUUUCGUGAUGUUCAAAAAAUUGGUAGUGGUAACUUUGGAAAAGUUUAUCGAGCAAAUUGGAAGAAUUUGGAACAAUAUUUCGCAUUAAAAUCUUUAUCUAACCUUGAUAAUAAAGCUAUAAAAGAAGUUGUUAAGGAGAUUGAAAUUCAUCGUGACGUUCAUUUUCAUAAUAAUAUUAUUAGUUUUUUUGGUAUUACAACUAAAGGAGAAAGUCAAAAUGGUCAAUUCAAAAAAUAUUUGUUAGUAAUGGAGUAUGCCAAUGCUGACGCCGUAUCAUGCUUACACCAAUCAGACAUAGUUCACCGUGAUUUGCAUUCUGGUAAUAUAUUGAUAGAUCGAGGUAACAUUAAAUUAGCAGAUUUUGGAUUAUCAAGGAGAAUUGAUGAAGUAUCUAGAGCACAUUCAACAAAUUCAAGUUUAUUUGGCAUAAUUCCUUAUAUUGAUCCAGAGAAAUUGCGUAAUCCAAAAUAUUCUUUAAAUAAAAUGAGUGAUGUUUACAGUAUUGGAAUACUUUUAUGGGAAAUUUCAAGUGGUCAUCCGCCAUUUAAAGAUGAAUCAUAUGAUCUUUCUUUAUUUAUACAAAUAUCGCAAGAUUAUAGAGAAACAAUUGUUCCGGGCACUCCUAUUGAUUAUUCUAAUCUUUAUACUGAAUGUUGGAAUGGUGUCCCCGAUAAUAGACCAACUAUGGAUCAAGUAGUUGUUAAAUUAAAAACAACUCUUGCAAAUUCAAAUAUAACAACAGAGAAUGAUCAAACAGAUAAAUUAAAUUCUAAAUUACAAAAUGAACAACAAGUUAAUGAUAAUAUACCAAAUACUACCGAUUCAGUGCAUGGAGACUUAUCUCAAUUUAUUAAUAAUUUUCAUAAAAUGGAUAUUAAGGAAACCACAUCUCCAACUACAUCAAUGGACGUCAAUGAAAACAUAUUUGAAGAGGAAUUAAGAAUAGUAGUCGACGAAUUAGUUAAUCAUUAUUUAAAGGAAAUAAAUGAAGGAAAAGAGAGAAAUGUGAGAAAGCAACAUAUUAUCGAUUAUGUUAAUAAUCACAAUUCACAAGAAAUGUAUAAUUGGCUUCUAAAUAAUCAAAAUAAUCCAAAUAACAUUUUUAUACUUGGAUAUUUUAAAUAUCAUGGUAUUGAAACUAACACUGAUAAAAGAAAAGCAUUUGAAUUGUAUCAAAAAGCAACAAAAUUAAAUAAUAGUGCAGCCCAACACGAGCUCAUUAAUAUAUAUACCUACGAAGAUGAUGAAUAUAAAAAUUACGAUAAAGCUUUUGAAUUAUCGAAAGAAUUGGCAGAAAAGGGUUAUCCAGGAGGGAUAAGUAGGUUAGGGUAUUGUUAUGAUCAAGGAAUUGGAACUGAAAUAAAUAUAAACAAGGCAUUUGAAUUAUAUCAAAAAGCGGCAAAUUUAGGACAUAGCAGUUCUCAAUAUAAUCUUGCUGAUAUGUAUUUAUAUGGAGAUGGUGUUAAUAAAGAUCAUAAUAAAGCUUUUGAAUAUUCUGAAAAAUCGGCGGAAGCAGGACAUUCAGGUGGAAUACGUAUGUUAGGUUAUUGUUACGAUUAUGGAAUUGGAACUAUUAGUGAUAAACAAAAAGCAUUCGAGUUAUACCAAAAGGCAGCAAAUUUAGGAAAUAAGGAAGCCCAAUAUAGUCUCGCUAUCAUGUAUGAAGAUGGAGAUGGAAUAGAAAAAGAUAUUAGUCAAGCGAUUCAUUGGUAUGAAAAAUCUGCCGAACAAGGAUAUCAAGAAGCUAAAGAGAAAUUAGAGAAAUUAAUUUAA
Molecule: messenger RNA, 1854 nt
Organism: Rhizophagus irregularis DAOM 181602=DAOM 197198
Lineage: Eukaryota; Fungi; Glomeromycota; Glomeromycetes; Glomerales; Glomeraceae
Source: RefSeq, a predicted model, not a curated record